Molecule: messenger RNA, 369 nt
Organism: Symbiodinium pilosum
Lineage: Eukaryota; Dinophyceae; Suessiales; Symbiodiniaceae
Source: the annotation of a GenBank genome assembly
AUGGUUCUGUUCCCAGCAAGCGUCAAGUUCAAGUACACGGAGCAGCUUCCCUGGGUCUACGCGUUGAUGACUGCCUGGGCCACGUUCUGCUUCGGCAACACCCUGCUCUUCCAGGGCCAAGGAUGGGUCUCUGGCUGCUUUGCAGGUAUGUCCUUCCUAGCACAAGCCCUGAAUCCGAUGAUGGCUGUUUCCUUCACCCUCGGGCAGAGCUGCAGCGCGUCCAGACUGAAGGAAGGCGACAUUGCUUGCCUGAACAUUGGGAGGACAUCAGCUCAAAGAACAUGCUGGGGUCCAGGAAAAAAGAUUUGCUCCUUGGGUGUCCUUGUAAGAGCAGCACCAAAGUUCUCCGUAUGUCUCGUGGGAAGGUAG